Ectocarpus sp. CCAP 1310/34 is the source of this 2241-nucleotide messenger RNA. NCBI's taxonomy places the organism in Eukaryota, Phaeophyceae, Ectocarpales, Ectocarpaceae. The record is from the annotation of a GenBank genome assembly.
AUGAAGGCUGCUGCAGAAGAAGCGGCGUCACAACCCACGCAAAAGGUCGCCGUGUCGCCCGAGAACGCCGACGGGGGCAACAACCAAGCCGCGAUUACGCCGGAGUUCCCCCGGGAGACGGCGGGAUUCGGGGCGGACAACGACGUCGGUGGCGGCUCAGAAGACGCGGUCACGAGUAGCACCGCCGCCGCCGCUACUCCUCCUCCUGCCCCGACUCCCACCCCGAGUCCCCGGGAGCCGAACGACAAGGACGCCGCGGCCACGCCUGUGUCUACGUUACCAGCGCAGGAAUCGGCGCCGGACGCCGCCUCGAGGACAAUCUGCCUCCGCCCCCUGCCUGAGACCAAGCCGAUCCGCCCACUUUCGAGCCUUGCCGGUUGGGGCGGGGUGACGAAAGCGGCGGCGGCGGCGGCGGCGUCGACAGGCGGGCAAGAAAUCGCCGGGAGUGGAACGCCACCUCCUCCGGAAGUCGCUGCUGUUAAUGGCCAGGCGGACGCGGUGUUGGUCGGGGAGAAGGUUGGCGGCGGCGGGCUGGGGGUGUUGCCAUCGGCGAACAAGGUGGUGGACCUCAGGGAGGUGAAGAAGGUCAAGCCUGGACCGCUCGCGGCGUCGGCCCCAGUGCCCGACGAUUCGGAAGGGGAGGAGGAAGGGGCCGGGGGACCGGUCAAGAUAGACAUAUCCGCGGGAAAGCGCAUGAUAGAGUUCCAGCUGAAGCAGAACGCGGCCGAGGAGAAGAGGGAGGCCGCAAGGGUCAAGAACGAGAAGGGCAUGGCAGACGCGGCUAUCGCGGAAGGAUCCCAGCGCAUGCUGGCGCAGGUCAACGCGCGAAUGGAGGCGCAGAGGCGAGGACGCGGCGGCGGAAGCGGCGUACUCGGCUCGUGGGGAGCCACGGAAGAAAACGUCACGAGCCAACACGACAGCACGACCGUUCACGCGAUCGACCAAAGCCAGAUCAGGAACCUGGCCGAGAAGCACGGGAUCGUCGUGAGGUUCGUGGACGACGGCGCCGCCUCCGGGGUUUCCCAGGUCCGGGCGUUGGCGCGUGCCCACGGGAUUCGGAUACUGGUGGUGGGGGAGGAUGGCGGCGGCUCUUCCGACGGGCGCGUCGAGGACGACGAGGCCCUUGCUGCAGGGGGGAACGGGAGAGCGGCCCGGGGUGCCUCGGUGACACCACCGCCGACCCUUUCGUCUCUCCGGACUCAGGCUGCUCCGGCAAGGAGGAGCCGGUCCCCGACUCCGCCGUUGCCCACGAAGGCCCCACCCAGGAAACCCUCCGUAGUUCCGCCGGCGGCAGGGGGAAUAUUCAGCGGCCCCGCCCGCAUGAUGCGGCGGGCUCUGGAGGCUAGCGGAGGUUGCGUGCCGUCGGCGAAGGACGUUAGUCCGGUAGCCGAUCGCGGUGGGAACCGCGCUUCGCCGCCGCCCGGCGACAACCAAGGAGGGUCGGCACCGCCAGCGGCAGACGCCCGAACGGUUUUGGCUCCGACGGCGGGAGCGGCGCUUGUGGGGAACGGCCAGCCAGCGAGGGGUGUGGCGAGUGGCGGCGACGACUCGAUGUCCGGCAAGGGCGGUGGUGCCGGCCGACCCCGCCCCAGCUGCGCGGAGAGCGGCGCCUGCAGCGUGGGCGCAGCAGCGGCAGCAUCGAACGGGGUGAGGGGUAUCGUUGUGCCAGGGCCCGCUUCGCGUGCGGCGAGAUCGCACGGCGAGAGCUCUCGUAGGAGAGAAGGGGGGAGUAGAGUUGGUGCUGCUGCUGCUGCUGCGGCGGCGGCGGCGGCGGUAGCGGUGGCGGAGGCGGCGGCGGCUACCGCUCCCGACAGCAGCGCGGGGAAGCUCGUGGGGCGCAAGCGACGAGCUACGAUGGGAGACAGCAGCGACCAAGAGAGGGGAGGGGAGGGAAAGGGGGCGCACGACACGACAGCAGCAAUACGCAAGCGUGCGGUGGAGGGCGGCGGCGGGAGCGGUACUGUAGGCGGAGGAGGGAGAAUGGAAGGUCGAUUAGGGUAUAGAGGUGUUGGUCCCUCGGAGGAGGAGGAGGAGGAGGGGGCGGAAGCGGUGUCAGCGCGGACGUCGCCGGAAGCGAUGGCAACCCCAACAGUGCAGAGCAGUGCUCCGAAGAGGAUGCGACUCGUGGCCCCCAGCGGCGUUGUGGUGUCCCAGGCUUCCGCCACACCAACAACGAAGUCUGGUCGAAGAUCGAGUACUGGAGGAGCGGGGUGGGGAGCAGGUGUGAGCCUUGUGAGGUGA